Molecule: messenger RNA, 4406 nt
Organism: Puntigrus tetrazona (Sumatra barb)
Lineage: Eukaryota; Metazoa; Chordata; Actinopteri; Cypriniformes; Cyprinidae
Biological process (GO): neurotransmitter secretion
Cellular component (GO): synaptic vesicle
Molecular function (GO): metal ion binding; ATP binding; NAD+ poly-ADP-ribosyltransferase activity
Source: RefSeq, a predicted model, not a curated record
CCGUGUUUAAGUUUCGUUUUCCUUUCCUCGGGAAUCACUUUUACUUCCUCGUCGCUCCAGAAACUCGACUCUGGACCGAUUCUCUUCGACACGAUGGAGGCUGCGAUCGUGAAGCGGCUCUGCGCUAACAACGGAUCUAUGGAUUACGACGCUUUAAUAUCGACGUUCGGUCUGCACGACGAAACCAUCGUGGACUCGGUCGUCGGUAGAAGCGAGUCGGUCGUGGCGGCGGUCGUGAACGGACAGAAGAAAGUGAUCGCCAGAACCAAAGUCCGUCUGUGUCGAGCCCAGAACUGCUCCGGAUGCUCCAAUCUUCAUCUGUGCAAGUGGUUCCUGUUCGGUUCCUGCCGCUUCGACAAGGGAAGACGAGGAUGCCGCUUCAGUCACAAUCUGCUCUCCGACGGGAACGCAUUAGUCCUGACCGCUCACGGGCUGAACGCACUGGAUGUAAAGGAGCUGUGUGUUCUACUCCUGCAGAGCGAUAACUCUCUCCUGCCAGCGGUGUGUUACUCGUAUAAUAACGGCGCGGGAGAGUACGGCCGCUGUCCGGACGCAGAGAACUGCAGGAGGCUCCACAUCUGUGAGCGGUACCUGCGAGGAUCCUGCGACUGCACUCGCUCGCACGACUUCUACGAGCCGCAUCCGCUGAAGACCCUGCAGGACAGAGGCGUCCCGGCCGAACUCAUGGGCGCCAUGAAGGACCUGUACUCCAACAUCGAAGCCCUGAGGCGUCUUUCCAAGGCCACGGGAGCGAACCCCAGGAGGGGCCCGAAUGCACAGAACCGGAGACCUUCGAGCGGAUUCAACGCCGGCAGAGGACCGGACGCUCAGAGACCUCCACAAAACAACACAGAGAAAACGGAGAUCUGCAUGUAUUUCAUCAAAGGACACUGCAAGCACGGGGUCUCGUGUAGAAGGGAGCAUUCCACCCUGCCCUAUAAAUGGGAAGUGAAGGACGGAUCCGAGUGGAAGGCUCUUCCUGACAAUGAGGUCAUCGAGAAAGAUUACUGCGAUCCUGCUAAAAUAUACAGCUCUGGAAUGAGCGGGGUUUGUUUCGAUACGAUGACCCAGGGCCCGUCCAGCGUGCGGCGUCUGUCCACGGUCCCGUCUGUGCUCCAGCCCACCUUCAUCCUGACCACCGAGUGGCUCUGGUACUGGGAGGACGAGUAUGGGAACUGGGUCCAGUACGCUACAUCAGUCGGUGGUCAUACACUGUCCUCCAUCUCCAGCGAUGAACUCGAGCAGAAGUAUCAGGCUGAUAACAUCGCUGUGGUGGAGUUCACAGCCGGAUCGCAGACGUAUGAGCUCAGCUUCACGGAUAUGAUCCAGACCAACAAACGCUACGCCACCAAAAAAGUCGUCAGGCGUCGCCCCAAAUUUGUGCCAGCGGCUGAAGUUCGAACGAUCAAGACAACUAAAAGGGUGCCCAAUAACUUCAAGGCUCUGCCGGAGCACUGGGAUAAAGCUCUGACUCCUGAAACCGGAUACAAGAGCGCGUCGCUGCAGACCACGUCCCCUGAAUACAUCAGAAUCAAAGAUCUGUUCAGUCGCACCAUGGUCGGCUUCAGAAUCCUGAAGAUUGAGAGGAUCCAGAACAAAGCAUUAUGGGAGGUUUAUCAGUGGCAGAAGGACUUCAUGAAAAAGAACAACGGAGGCCGAGACGUGACCGAGAAGCAGCUCUUCCACGGCACUGACAGCACGCAUUUAGACGCCAUCUGCCGCAACAACUUCGACUGGAGGAUCUGUGGAACUCACGGCACGGCCUACGGAAAAGGUAGUUAUUUCGCCAGGGAUGCCAAGUACUCUCACAGCUACACCAAAGACUCGGGCACCCGCUCCAUGUUCGUGUGCCGCAUUCUGGUGGGCUCCUACACCAAAGGAGAAUCCAGCUACCUCCGGCCUCCGUCCAGAGACCGGGGGGACACCGUCUUCUUCGACAGCUGCGUGAACGACGUCUACGAUCCUUCCAUAUUCGUGGUGUUUGAAAAGCACCAGAUCUACCCCGAGUAUCUGAUCGAGUACACGGACUCCGGCGGCUCGGUCUCCCGGUGCCCAGCGGUGCGUCCAGCGGUGCGUCCAGCGGUGGCGGUGACCAGGCCUGUUCCUUCCUACAGAAACACAAGCGCCUUCGCCUAUAAUUACCCCACAGCCGCGUCUCCUUCACCGUCCUCCUCCUCAAACACCUCCUUCUAUAAGCCUUCCUCGUCCGCCUCAUCCUCGUACUCCUCCCCGUUGGCUUCUUCUUCGUUUUCAUCAACUACUCCAAAGUCUUCAAAGUCGGAGAACCAGUGCAUCGUUAUUGAAUCAGUGUUCAGAGAGUCGUUUGCUGAUCUGGAGUCGGUUCUCAGAGAUCCGUCUGACUCGGUUCGGUUCGGUUCGGUGUCAGAAGUCAUGGCGGAAGAGACGAUCCUGAAGGUUUUGUGCGGGAAUCACGGCUCGGUGGAUUACGAGCGUCUUCUGGACGUUUCUUACGGACUGAAGGAGAGUUCACUGGAUGAAGUUCACCGGAGACGUCUUCAGCGUCGUUCAGGGAGACUGUGUAGAAAGAUCCAGUGUGACGUGCUCCGUGAACACCUCCACCUGUGUGAAUAUCUGCUGAUGAUGGGACAAAAUAAAUGCAGUAAAACACAUUGUGAAAUGUCCUUUAAGUGGGAGGUGAAGCUGGGCCGAAGGUGGCGUGGUUUACCCAGCAGUGAACAGAUAGAGCGGGAUUCCUGCGACCCGUACAACACACACAGAGUCAUCAUGAAUUACCUGCGCAGGCGUCUGUCGGACAGUAGUUUCGUAGCCAAUCUGCCGAACGGCUACAUGAUGGACCUGCAGCGUCCGUCCAGCUCCAGCAGCUCUCCAGCGUCUCCGGCCACAGAACGCCGCCCGGCCCCUGCUCCUGCCCCCGCGUCGGCCCCGGCCACUGCCCCGACCCCGGCCCCGGCCCCUGCUCCCUUCCCGGGCCCCGCGGGCUUCCUCAGCUCCUUCUCCAGCGUGGUGAAGACGGCUCAGAUCGCCAGCGCUGUUCAGGCCAAAGCCGCCGCCGCCGCUGCGCACUCAGACGCACCGAAACCUGCCGCACGCAAACCCUUGAUCCUGCUGGUCAUCGACGAGCCACACACAGACUGGGUGAAGUACUUCAGAGGAAGGAAGCUGAACGGCGAGUGUGAGAUCCGCGUGGAGCAGGCCGAGUUCUCUGAGAUCAACCUGGUGUCGUGUGUGAACUCCGGCUGUACGGUGGACAUGCAGGUCAGUCGAGGAGGAACCAAAGUGGUCAGAUCGUUCAGGCCGGAUUUCGUUCUGGUCCGGCAGCACGCCUACAGCAUGACCCCGGGCGAGGACUUCAGGAGCCUGGUGAUCGGCCUGCACUACGGCUCCGUUCCCAGCGUCAACUCGCUCUUCUCCAUCUACAACUUCUGCAGCAAACCCUGGGUGUUCUCUCACAUGAUCAAACUCUACCAGACUCUGGGUCCAGAGAAGUUCCCGCUCAACGAGCAAACCUUCUUCCCCAACCAUACACAGAUGCUGCCCACCGCAUCGUUCCCAGUGGUGCUGAAGAUGGGCCACGCCCACUCCGGCAUGGGCAAGAUCAAGGUGGAGACUGUGAAUGAUUUCCAGGACAUCACCAGUGUGGUGGCCAUCGCUAAGACCUACGCCACGGCCGAGCCCUUCGUCGACUCCAAAUACGACAUCCGCAUCCAGAAGAUCGGCAGCAACUACAAAGCCUACAUGAGGACGUCCAUCUCAGGGAACUGGAAGGCCAACACCGGUUCAGCCAUGCUGGAGCAGAUCGCCAUGACAGACAGGUACCGUCUGUGGGUGGACUCUUGCGCUGAGAUAUGGGGUCUGGACAUCUGUGCGGUCAAAGCUGUCCACGGCAAAGACGGGAAGGACUACAUCAUAGAGGUGAUGGACAGCUCGAUGCCUCUGAUCGGUGAACAUGUGGAGGAGGACCGGCAGCUGAUCUGUGAUCUGAUCAUCAGUAAGAUGUCCUUCGCUCUGCUGGGGGUGACCACACCACAAACAAACACUAAGACUCAACCUGGACCACAGACGACUCAACCGAGACGAGCUCCAGGUGGUCCUCGCUCUGGCUCUGCUUCUCCGUCUCAGUCGGGUCAGGCGUCUCCUCAGAGAGCCCGGUCUGCCACUACCUCGCCCAGUCAGGCCUUCCAGCCGGGGCCCAUUCCCUCCGGCGGCUCCGGCUCCCAGAAACAACCCACGCAGCUCAAUAAAUCCCAGUCGCUCACCAACACCUUCAGCGAGACGCUGCGUGGAAACACGACGGACGACGAGGCCAAAGCAGAAACCAUCCGCAGCCUCCGCCAGUCCUUCGCCAGCCUGUUCUCUGACUAACACACACACACACACACACACACACACACACACACACACACACACACACACACACACACACA